AGAUUAUCUUGUUAGAAAUCCUAAUCGGAAAUUUCAGUUAAUCCUUUCAGUCUUGUUGCCUACUAAUGAAGACUUAGUAAGAAUACCCCCGUUUUCUACCAUUUGGAAUCAGCAAUAUGAUCCAAAUAAUCUUACUGUUAGUAAUUUUGUUAAUGAUUUGGUUAAAAUUGUUACUGACAAUUCGAGUUUUUUCGAUGGAAUUGACAUUGAUUACCCUAAUAAGCUUCCAUGCUAUCAAACGCAGCCAAACCAACAAUUCAACAAAGAGGAUCUCAAUUUUGUUUUCAUAUCUUUUCUGACUGAUCUAUCAAGCAAACUAAAACAAUCUAAUAGCA
Molecule: messenger RNA, 335 nt
Organism: Cetraspora pellucida
Lineage: Eukaryota; Fungi; Glomeromycota; Glomeromycetes; Diversisporales; Gigasporaceae
Source: the annotation of a GenBank genome assembly